UUACUUUACAUUUAGUACUUACAGUCUGAGAAAGAGAGUGUAAGAAACAUGUUCAGGUUACUUUUACUACCUCUAUUAUUGUUCCUCUCUACAGUUAAUUCCAGCAUUUACGAUAUAGCAGUUAAUAAUAUAAAAUGCACAUGCGACCGCACAGAUGACUACGACGUUUCGGAAGUGAAACUAUACAUCACUAACUAUGCGAGCGGCGGCGCGGAGACCUCUUACUUCAUUCGGGGCGCCGGCGCGGCCGUCGUCGACAGCCCUGACUUCGACCCCACACAGUGCAUCAACGUGUUCAUCCUCGGCUUCAACACUCCCAUCACCCACGAGGCCGUCGAUGGCAUCAAGUGCGUCUUCUCCAACAUCACCUGCAAUGGAAAGAAGACUUUGGGAAUCAUCGUCGAACAUAUCAAGUACACGGGCGACAGCGGCAACCCUCUCACGACUAUACCCAUGUAUCAAAGGUCUGUCAAGUAUACGAAGUCUAUAGGGUUGGCAAUAGGCAAGUUUCUUGAAGUGGUGCUAAGUAAGGUUAGUAGAGAUUAUCUGAACGUGGCUGGGCAUAGUUUGGGAGCUCACAUGGCUGGCUACGGUGCUGAGUAUCUAAAAAGCAUAGGCAUACCAUUGAAGGUCAUUUACGGAACCGACCCAGCCGGCCCGUGCUACAAGGACUGUUUGGAAGAACAUAUGCAAUCAGGACAGGCAGAUUUAGUAGUUGCAAUGCAUUGUACCAACUCAUUGGGCUCAACUGAAAACGUAUCCGACUACGACUUUUACUCAAACGAUGGAGAAUAUCAAAAAGGUUGCCCCAAAGAAGGCGUUAUAGGAAUGAGUUCGGUAAAGUGCAGUCAUUAUAAAUGUAUAGCGUUAUUGUUGAAUCCGGCCAUUCGGGAUUCUAUUUGGGACGCGACAAAGUGUUCCAAUUUCAAAGAUUAUGACAGCGGAGCGUGCGGUGGCCGCGAGACGACACUGGCUGGCUACACGGUGAAUAUGACAGGGUCUCCCGGUGUGUACUAUUUUGAGCCGACUGCCACACUACCUUGUGAUAUUACGGUCACGAGUUAGAAGGGAAAAGUGGUGAGCUUGAGCAAUGAGCAAGAAUGUUUACAUAGGUUUAUCUUAUACAGUUUGUAAAAAAUAUAUCUGUUUAGUUCCAAA
Messenger RNA from Plutella xylostella (diamondback moth), 1158 nucleotides. Its product is annotated as phospholipase A1. Lineage: Eukaryota; Metazoa; Arthropoda; Insecta; Lepidoptera; Plutellidae. The record is from RefSeq and is a predicted model, not a curated record. Gene Ontology annotation, biological process: lipid catabolic process. Gene Ontology annotation, molecular function: lipase activity.